Cricetulus griseus (Chinese hamster) is the source of this 1196-nucleotide messenger RNA. NCBI's taxonomy places the organism in Eukaryota, Metazoa, Chordata, Mammalia, Rodentia, Cricetidae. The record is from RefSeq and is a predicted model, not a curated record.
AUCCCAAAGACAAAAUUGACAUUGGACUGCCUCCAUCUAGGGUCAUUCGGGCCCAACAGCUAAAGGAGCGGAAACAGUUUAUCCGGGAGCUUCGAGCCAAUGUGGAAGAAGAACGGGCAGCCCGCCUUCGCACAGCCAGCAUCCCACUGGAGGAAGUGCGGGCAGAGUGGGAGAGGACCAGUGGUCCCUACCACAAGCAGCGUCUCGCGGAGUAUUAUGGCCUCUACCAAGACCUGUUCCACGGUGCCACUUUUGUGCCCAGGGUCCCCCUUCAUGUGGCCUACGCUGUGGGAGAGGAGGACCUGGUCCCAGUGUAUCAUGGGAAUGAAGUGACUCCAACUGAGGCUUCCCAGGCCCCAGAGGUGACCUAUGAGGCAGACAAGGACUCCUUGUGGACACUACUACUUACUAACUUGGAUGGACACCUGCUGGAGCCGGAUGCUGAGUAUGUUCAUUGGCUGCUGACCAACAUCCCAGGCAACAGGGUUGCUGAAGGCCAGGAGACAUGUCCUUACCUCCCCCCCUUCCCUGCUCGAGGCUCUGGCUUCCAGCGCUUUGCCUUCUUGCUCUUCAAGCAGGACAAGCCAAUCGACUUCUCCGAGGACACCCGUCCCUCACCCUGCUACCAGCUGGCCCGUCGGACCUUCCGCACUUUUGACUUCUACAAGAAGCACCAGGAAGCCAUGACUCCGGCUGGCCUGGCCUUUUUCCAGUGCCGCUGGGAUGAUUCAGUCACCCACACCUUCCAUGAGCUUUUAGACAUGCGGGAACCUGUGUUUGAAUUUGUGCGGCCACCCCCUUACCACCCCAAACAGAAGCGCUUCCCUCACCAGCAGCCCCUGCGAUAUCUGGACAGAUACAGGGACAGCCAUGAGCCCACCUAUGGAAUCUACUGAGAGGCAGAGUUCAGGUGACUCAGAGGGUGAGCUGGAAGAAAGUCACGUCUCAGGAGACCCAAGCCAUCUGGAGCCCUGUCUGAGAUGGUCCCUUGUCUCCCAUCAGGACCAGGGCCUUGCUGGAAGGGGCUUCGAUUGUGUGUGAAUAAAGGAAUUUUUCCUCGUGCCAAUACAUACACACCUGUGGACACCAGAACCCCUCUAGUGAGGCUGCAGUGCUCUGUGGGUAAGAAGAGGGCGCCCUGCAGCCUAGGAGCUGGGGAUACACAUGAGAAGUGAAAUAAAUGGAAGUUUCCUGUC